Molecule: messenger RNA, 4240 nt
Organism: Porites evermanni
Lineage: Eukaryota; Metazoa; Cnidaria; Anthozoa; Scleractinia; Poritidae
Source: the annotation of a GenBank genome assembly
AUGCCAGGAGCGAGGCACUUACGCGGCACUGUCGCUUCACGGUAAUGUUUUAUGGGUUUUAAAUGUUUUCAGAGAAUAUUUCAAGGGCGAAGUUCUGGGCUUAUGUCUUUUGACUUAACGAUGCACAUGUAUGUUUUGUUAGGCAGCUACAUGUAACUCAGACCAUCGUUGCUGCAUGUUCUGUUUAAAUUAUAUCCUAGGCUUUCUCGGUGUUAUGUACUUGAAUUAGUAUGGAAACGUGGUAGAACAAAUUUUUGUUUUAUUUUAUAACAAAGAAAGCAGUGCAAAAUUGCACACUACAUGAAAAACAAUAAAAAAAACUAAUUUAGUCAAGUAAUUUUUAUCAAGCGCAGGGAGUAAGGAUAAGGCAAGACUAACUCUGUUUGAACAUUCUGAAUUAUCUAGAAACCUAAAAAAGGCUGUAAACAGAGUUCAUACGGAGUCUUGAAUUCUUGAAAAAGUCUUGAAAUUUGCCCAGCAAUUUUCCAGACCCGGAAAAAAGUCUGGAAAAUAGAGAUAUACCAUUACGUUCUGAAAGUAAUGACCCCCCAAAAGAAGUAAACCUCCAAAAGUAGCUAUGAAAAUGCACAGGUGUUAGUAAAUCCCGAAAGUAUUGAUUUCUGAAAACUAGUUUCCCUUUUGGAAAAAUUUAUGGAUAUGAUAGAUAUAAAAAGGUAUGCCAAACUUAUCUGAGGUUUGUUUUUAAUGAUUGUAAAUGAUUUUUGACGUUCCCACAUACAGUUUGUUUUAAAAAGUAUUCCUUUCUCUUCUGAAUACCCGUUGCAUGCAUAAUAGGGAUGAUGUAUUUAAACCUUUUUAUCUAGUAGAAACCGCCCAUGUGGAGUACACAUUUAAGCUGCCCAAAAGAAGUGACCCCCUGAAAGAAGCGACCCUCUGAAAGUAGCAAUAGGGAAAGGCUGCUAAAUCCAAAAGUAAUGAGGGUCGUUACUUUUGGAACUUUAUUGUAAAGUCUGGAAAAGUGGUUAAAAGUCUGGAGGUUUUUUUUAAAGCUACAAGUGCUUUAUAAGAGAAAUGUUUCUUCAUUUGGACUAAUCUCAUUUAACCUCGCGCGCACGUUUGCAGUGCAUCAUGAAGAAAGCUUUGUUCCUGUGUUUNAAUAGGGAUGAUGUAUUUAAACCUUUUUAUCUAGUAGAAACCGCCCAUGUGGAGUACACAUUUAAGCUGCCCAAAAGAAGUGACCCCCUGAAAGAAGCGACCCUCUGAAAGUAGCAAUAGGGAAAGGCUGCUAAAUCCAAAAGUAAUGAGGGUCGUUACUUUUGGAACUUUAUUGUAAAGUCUGGAAAAGUGGUUAAAAGUCUGGAGGUUUUUUUUAAAGCUACAAGUGCUUUAUAAGAGAAAUGAUUCUUCAUUUGGACUAAUCUCAUUUAACCUCGCGCGCACGUUUGCAGUGCAUCAUGAAGAAAGCUUUGUUCCUGUGUUUUGUUAAGGUCCAUAUUGAUUACCUAUUUGAUAACCUCCAGUCUGGAGAAAAAAAUUGUUGUUUUGGAAAAAAGGUCUGGAAAAUUUCUUGAAUUUUGGAUCCAAUUAUCUGUGUGAACCCAGUGUAGAGUAACGUUGUCAAAUGUAAUACAGAUAAUAAUUAUUGUAAAAGAGACAAAACUAACAUAUUUGUACGAAUGAACGGACAUAUGCAGAACUUAAAAAUACAACAGUAACAUUGUAUAAAAUCGUACUUAUUUGUCUAGCUAAUUGGCCACAAAGCCACAAUCUUUCAAUCCCUCUGAAAUCGUUCCAAAGCAUGUCUAGCUCAUCUCACAAUCAAUAAUAUAAUCAACAUAUAAUUGAGGCUGUGGUUUAAAUUCCCCACCCUUAUGCGUGGGGAUCAAAUUCCCCACCCCCUAGAAGACUGAUUAUCAACUUCCCUUCCCCCAAGAUGGCAAAGGUCUCAAAUGCCUGGGGUAUGCACAGGGUAUGUUGAAGCUUUGAUUUGACUGAUACAAUAGUGCUAUCCACUGGAUAAAUCAUUUCUCCCAAAGUAUGGGGAAGCCAAUACCAUCUACUGGAUAGUGAUUUAUCUGGCAGUAUCAACACUGCAUGAACAAAGUGACCUAAAGAGAAAUGUUGAGGACAUGAAAUGACCUACUAUUAUGUAGAAAUAAUAGUAUACUUGAUUACAAUAAGAUUCCUUAAAGUGUAUGUUGAUGUCCAAAAAGUUCAAUUGGAGACAAAAAGGUUUUCUAUCCAUGGUCACCACCUGACACCCAACUGAAAAAGUUAAUUUCAAGCCCGUACCUUUUCCAUUCAACAAAUUGCAGCCUGUUGAGGAAUGUUCAUCAAUGAAAUGUUUUCUGCUCAUUCAACAAAGCUGCAACAUCACCCACCAUUGUUUUAGCAAAACAUUUUGAUCAAUGUUUAACCAUCANACCCCCUAGAAGACUGAUUAUCAAAUUCCCUUCCCCCAAGAUGGCAAAGGUCUCAAAUGCCUGGGGUAUGCACAGGGUAUGUUGAAGCUUUGAUUUGACUGAUACAAUAGUGCUAUCCACUGGGUAAAUCAUUUCUCCCAAAGUAUGGGGAAGCCAAUACCAUCCACCGGAUAGUGAUUCAGGGCUGUCAUUAAGAGGCGGGGGCCGGGGAUUUCCCCCGGCUACUAUGAACGUCUUCCCCGGCUACUUUCAAAGGAAAAUAAAAGAAAAAUAGAACCGAAAGAAAUUCCUAGCUGUUUGAUUCCCCGCCUUCUUGUUGUAUUUACCCGGCAACUUGAAAUCUUAGUGACAACCCUGGUGAUUUAUCUGGCAAUAUCAACACUGCAUGAACAAACGGACCUAAAGAGAAAUGUUGAGGACAUGAAAUGACCUACUAUUAUGUAGAAAUAAUAGUAGACAUGAUUACAAUAAGAUUCCUUAAAGUAUAUGUAGAUGUCCAAAGCAUUCAAUUGGAGACAAAAAGGUUUUCUAUCCAUGGUCACCACCUGACACCCAACUGAAAAAGUUAAUUUCAAGCCCGUGCCUUUUCCAUUCAACAAAUUGCAGCCUGUUGAGGAAUGUUCAUCAAUGAAAUGUUUUCUGCUCAUUCAACAAAGCUGCAACAUCACCCACCAUUGUUUUAGCAAAACAUUUUGAUCAAUGUUUAACCAUCAUUAUGUAUCUUAUGCUUAAAGGAUAUUCUUCACAAGUAACAUUGGCUAUUUGUUUUUUAAUUUUUAGCGUUCGUAACCUUCUUCGUUCAGGGGCUAUCAAAAAAGCAUGGGAACCAGUAUGGUUUCCAGUUGUGGAAGCUUUCCCCCCGUUACUGGACACCAAAGUAAACAGAAAAGCUGAAGCUGGAAGAAUGGAAAAGAUCAUCUACCCUGAGGAUAAAUUUAGAAAGUAAGGAUUAAUUUCAGCAGAUGUUUUAAAAUAAAAGGAAAUGGCACAUUUAGGAGUCAAAAUAAAAUUUUAACAAAUUUUGUUCCUCUGAUGCACAAAGCCUACCCUGUGAGAAGAGGCCCUUCAAUCUUCUAAGGAAAGUCGAGAAGAUCUCCCAACCUUCAAGGAAUAUGUAAGGGCUUGUGCUCACUGGGUACACAAAACCAACCUCCCUGUCAGGAUCAGCAGUCAAGCUAUCAGAAAAAUGUUCAUGUAUUUUCUUGGAUCUACACACAUUACACACAUGACAUUAUAUAUGCUCUAUUGGAGCAGAUGCAAGGCUGGAAAUCAUACUGAACAGGUGCAAGCUACAACCAGUUGCAAAAUGGUUGAAACACUUUGCAUUAAAAUUGUUUUUCCAAAUUCAGUGCAUCACCAAGGAAGAACUCUUGCAAGUGCAAGAGAUUUGCCCCUUUCCUCCUUUCAUAGUUGUCCCUGCAAGUUUCGAAUACGUGUAUUUCAUGGAAUUGUUACCACUUUAGUAAUGAUAACAUGGGAGGAGGCAGGAAUCAUGUGAAGUCUGUUUUAACAACAUUUUUUGGUUUAAAUAGUUACAGUGUUUCAAGCUUUUUGCCAGUGGUUGUAACAUAGAUCCACAUGAUGUACAUACGAAAGGCAGGAAGGAAGGAAGGCAGUUGUUACCUACUGGUAAAGUCUUCAAAGGGAUUAAGGCAAGAGAGGAUAAAUUUAUCAUCAACCCCAAAUUUAGUGAGAAAAAGUAGUUUUUCUUUUACUAACUCUCUUUUCCCACAAGUAGGUCUUUCUUUUGAACUGUUUUUUUCUUCAUUUUCAUCAGGCAAUUCCAUGAGCAAUUUCAAACCAAUCAGCCAUUGUACCUAUGGAAAGAUACAGCUCCCUCCCACUGUGACAGGUAA